AUGUUAUUAGUAUUCUUCCUAAUUCCUUUCUUGUACUUAAUAAAGGACUCAGAAUCCAACUUUGUAGAAGAACUCCAAAUAAGAUCAAGGCCCGUAGUGGAUGACUAUACGACAACUUUAGAUGAAAAAAUCUUGUACCCCACAAAGAAUGGAGAAAGUUACUUAUUUCAAUUGGUAGAUCCAGCAUAUUACACCUCGCCAAAGUUUUACUAUGAUCACGACGAAGAGCAAACCAUUGUGUAUAUUGAUAAUGGGAAGUUUUAUUUGAGGACCACGAAUGAUUAUCUUUCAGCUUACGUUGAUCCUCCAGAUUAUAGCAAUGCAUUUUCAACUAUAAAACAACAAGAUGGCAGUGUACGAUUGGCCCUAAAUCCGAGAUCUGAAGCUAACACUUUUAAAGCUUUGGUACAAAGUAAUUCCGUGCUGAACAACAAGAUUGUCUCGCUACAUACUUCCGGCGAUUUCAUUCUUGAUUCUCAAACGUUUUAUCUCGAGGGAAUAUCCAACAUCACUGCUUAUCACCCCACAACGUCUUCUACAUCUUCCAGCACCAGUACCACUAUAAGGCGGACCUCUUCGUCUAGAUCUUCCACCACCAGAUCAAUGCUGUCAACUUCUUCAACUUCAAGUGCUGUAUUGAGAGGAAAUGCGGACAGAGCCAACACGGUGCCAGAUAUAACAUUUUUAAUUGGAAUUGUUUUGAAUAUAAUGGCGUAG
Molecule: messenger RNA, 717 nt
Organism: Dujonia railenensis
Lineage: Eukaryota; Fungi; Ascomycota; Pichiomycetes; Serinales; Debaryomycetaceae
Source: the annotation of a GenBank genome assembly